GAUGACACCGAUCACCAUUCUGGAUUAGUUUAUCCUUCAUACAUUCCAUUCCAUCAGUGAACUGUGAUUCCGUGUGCCGUGGACGCAGACGAGGCUGAUCCUGAAGAAGAUUUAGAUCAGCUUUGGAAAAAUGAAGCUCGAACUGAUGGACAGGGAGAAAGGUCUGGAGCUCUUCGGGAAGUUUAUACGAACGAAGAAUCCAGAGAGUCUUCAGGGUGAGCAGGGGAAAGCUGGACCUGAGCCACUGCAUCCGACCGACUCCAAACAGAAAUUACAGAAGUGCCUGACGACUCUGGACCUGACGUCCUUGGGGGUCGGCUCCUGCGUUGGGACAGGGAUGUACCUAGUCGCGGGGAUGGUGGCGCGCACUGUCGCCGGGCCAGGCGUCGUCAUCUCAUUCAUAAUCGCGGCCAUUGCUUCCAUUUUUUCCGGAGCAUGUUACGCCGAGUUUGGAGUACGAGUGCCUCACACGACUGGCAGCGCUUACAUGUACAGCUACGUGACCGUAGGCGAAUUAAUAGCAUUCAUUAUUGGAUGGAACAUGAUACUGGAGUACCUUAUAGGUACGAGCGCGUGUGCCUGUGCCCUUAGCGCCUGCCUGGACGCCCUAGCGAACGGCGCCGUUUCCGGGGCGAUAGCCAACAGCGUGGGAACCAUGUUUGGUCGACCACCAGACUUCGUGGCGUUCAUCAUCACCAUACUAAUGAUGUUGCUGAUGGCAGCGGGCGUGAAGAAGUCACUGGUGUUCAAUAACGUGUUAAACGCCAUCAACCUCGCCGUCUGGGUGUUCGUGAUGACGGCUGGGAUGUUCUACGUGGACGGCGACAACUGGAAUGGCGAGGGCAAGAGCUUCCUUCCCUACGGCUGGAGUGGUGUGUUCACCGGUGCAGCGACGUGUUUUUACGCGUUCAUCGGCUUCGAUAUAAUAGCGACCACCGGCGAAGAGGCGACGAACCCCAAGAGGAGCAUCCCCCUCGCUAUAGUCACGUCGUUGAUCAUAAUACUCCUCGCUUAUGUCACCAGCAGCAUGAUGCUGACGUUGAUCGUUCCGUACGACGAAGUGGACCAGGACUCAGCGCUGGUGCAGAUGUUCGGUCAGGUUGGGGCAUAUAAGUGCAAGUAUAUCGUGGCAGUUGGCGCUUUGGCUGGUUUGACGGUCUCCAUGUUCGGCAGCAUGUUCCCUAUGCCUAGGAUAGUCUACGCCAUGGCCCAGGAUGGCCUUAUAUUCAGGACUCUGAGCCAGGUGUGGCCGGCAACAGGCACUCCAGCCAUAGCAACGCUGACUUCCGGUGUUUGCGCGGCCCUGGCUGCCUUGUUGAUCCAGUUAGAGGUGCUGGUAGAAAUGAUGUCCAUCGGCACUCUGUUAGCCUACACUCUGGUGUCCACCUGUGUGCUCAUUCUGCGAUACCAACCUCACUCUACCAACCUGGUAGAGCUUUUGCCUCCGAGCCUGAGAACACCCUGUAGAUCACCCACCAAAGAGACUCAGGGAAAUGGCCAGGUGACUUAUGGCAAGGAGCUGAGACCUGACCAGCUGACCACUGCUCUGAACUCUGUCCAGGCUGCUCAGUCAGAGAUCACAGCUUCCAACAGUGGCCAACGUAUUAUGGUGAGAAGAGUGAGGAGGUGCAACAGCUCAUCCCCAGACUCUGACGAUACCUACGGGGCAGAGGAGGACGAGGUUGGUCUGGGCAAGGACGAUCAGUACCUGGUCAGCGAUAGAACCGAGAAUAAAUUCUAUGGUAGCGUACAUGCAGCUGCGGCUGCCUCCAGUUGUGGCAGUGCACAUCAAUACCCAGGGAAUACGCCAAUAAUAGGUCCACCCUUGAAUUAUCUUCAACGUCGACUACAGGCAGCACAGUACCUCUGUCCAGCUAUCUUUCCCUGGGUAGACAGAGGUCCAGCAACAGAGGCAUCUGGACGCUACGUGAUGAAGCUGGUCGGUAUUCUCUACCUACUAAUCCUUAUCUUCGAUUUGAUCAUCGUUUGCGGUAUGGGAAAUAUGGGAACGUUCACCACCAUAAUGAUGUUCGCCUUCCUGUUUGCCAUUAUUGGUGUGUUGCUUGCCAUCAGUAGAAAGCCACAGAACAGGAACAGCAUGAUGUUCAUGACUCCGGGACUGCCAUUCGUUCCUGCGAUUGCUGUCACCGUGAACAUAUACCUCAUCUUCAAGCUGAGCAUCCUGACACUCGUCAGAUUCACUGUCUGGAUGAUUCUCGGUUUCAUCAUGUACUUCUACUACGGCAUCAAGCAUAGCAGCCUGGAGGAGGGCAGCGCGUCAGAGAAUCCAGAGGAGGGUGUCUCAGCAGGGAAUAUCGAACUAACAGUGACAGCAGACCCUCAGAGGCAGCAGUCGCAACAACUUCAAGCUGCCGAAUACGCGACAACGGAUCGCAGCAUCUACGAAGGCCAGCAAUUGGACGCGUUUGGCCAGCCUGUGUUCGGUAGUACGGACUUCGGAGGGACACCUAGCCAGAGGCCAGCAGCCAACAGCAGCAACAACGGCGGACAGUCGUUGUUCGUCACCCAGGACAGCUUCCCCACCUGGGACGACUGAGCGCGCCGUGACGACGAUAUAAAUAUAUAUAUUUGAAGAUAUCAGAUAAAUU
Molecule: messenger RNA, 2609 nt
Organism: Habropoda laboriosa
Lineage: Eukaryota; Metazoa; Arthropoda; Insecta; Hymenoptera; Apidae
Product: cationic amino acid transporter 2
Exons: 14
Coding region: 131-2557 (808 amino acids)
Biological process (GO): amino acid transport; transmembrane transport
Cellular component (GO): plasma membrane
Molecular function (GO): amino acid transmembrane transporter activity
Source: RefSeq, a predicted model, not a curated record